Molecule: messenger RNA, 2794 nt
Organism: Maylandia zebra (zebra mbuna)
Lineage: Eukaryota; Metazoa; Chordata; Actinopteri; Cichliformes; Cichlidae
Product: stromal interaction molecule 1
Biological process (GO): intracellular calcium ion homeostasis; activation of store-operated calcium channel activity; store-operated calcium entry
Cellular component (GO): plasma membrane; endoplasmic reticulum
Molecular function (GO): calcium channel regulator activity; calcium ion binding; protein binding
Source: RefSeq, a predicted model, not a curated record
UCGGAGCUCUCUGUGGGUCCGUGAACGCGGCACAGGCGGAUAUCUUCGUGCUCUCAGCAACUGCAGUUUGUGGAGUUGGAGUCGGAGGGUGGAGGAGUGCGGAGCAGGCUGCGUGAUUCUCUCUGUCCGGAUCGAUCACAGCUGAUCAGAUGGGAUCGAUGUGUUAGAGAUAUGGCGUGUGUGUGUGUGUGGCUGGCAGGUGUGUGUCUGCUGAGCAUGCGUGUUGAGGCUCAUCAUGGAUUGGAUAGAAGCAGUGACCACGCCCACCCAGAGCAGCAUCAUCAUCAUGUGGUGUCCACCAGCGACACAACCUCAGAUCUGUGCGCGAUAGACCAGCAGCUCUGCGAGGACGAGAACUCUCUGCUGAGCUUCGAGGCGAUCCGCAGCAUCCACAAGCUGAUGGACGACGACGCCGACGGCACGGUGGACGCGACCGAGACGGACGAGUUUCUCAGGGAGGAUCUGAAGGAUCACAACCCCAAAGCCAAACACAGCAGCUUCCACCGAGCCGACGCCCACAUCAGCGUGGAGGACAUGUGGAACGCCUGGAAGGGCUCCGAAGUCUACAACUGGACGGUGCAGCGGGUGGAGGACUGGCUUGCCAGCGUCGAGCUGCCUCAGUACAGAGAAAGCUUCAGGAGACACCAGCUGGACGGCCAAGCGCUGCCCAGGUUGGCGGUGAAGAACGCGACCCUGACCGUGUCCGUGCUGAAGAUUUUAGACCGGAGUCACGCUCAGAAGCUGCAGCUCAAAGCUCUCGACAUCGUGCUGUUCGGGCCGCCGCCAGGCCAGCAGAGCCGCUGGAAGGACCUGGUGCUGGGUCUGUCCAUCCUGAUGGCGCUUGGCGGCUGCUGGUUCGCCUACGCCCAGACCCGGAAGUCCAGAGACGACCUGGGGAAGCUGGUGAAGGACCUGGAGAGCCUGCAGAGGGCGGAGCAAAGCCUGCUCGACCUGCAGGAGAAGCUGCAGCAGGCUCAAGAGGAGCAGCGCUGCGUCCAGGUGGAGAAGGUGAAGGUGGAGGAGGAGCUGAGGAACGAGAUCAACUCGGCCAAGGAGGAAGCUCUGCGGCUUCGUGAGCUGCGAGAGGGAAACAAGAACGAGCGGAGCCGGCAGAAAUAUGCCGAGGAGGAGCUGGAGCAGGUCCGCAAGGUGCUGAAAAAGGCAGAGCGGGAGCUGGAGUCACGAGUCCACUGGACCCCGCCGGAGGCGCUGCAGAAGUGGCUGCAGCUGACGCACGAAAUCGAAGUUCAGUAUUACAACAUCAAGAAACAGAGCGCUGAGCGGCAGCUGCUACAGGCCAGAGAGGGGGCAGAGAAGAUCAAGAAGAAGAGGAGUUCUCUGUUCGGCACGUUUCACGUGGCUCACAGCUCCUCGCUGGAUGACGUCGAUCACAAGAUCCUCUCCGCCAAACAGGCCCUGGCUGAGGUGACAGCGGCGCUGCGGGAGAAGCUGCACCGCUGGCAGCAGAUCGAGUCUCUGACGGGCUUCUGUUUGGUCACCAAUCCAGGCCUCGGUGCGCUAGCCACCGCCCUCAACCUGGACCCGUCCUUCCUCGGGCUGCGACCUCCGACCCCUCAGCACCUUCUCCUUUCUGAUGACCUAGAUGACAUGGACGAGGACAUCCUUUCUCCGGGGACGCUGCAGUACGCAGCGUGGCAGAUGGACCGGCGAGUCAGCGACCUCUGGCCCCUGAGUGGCAUCGCAGACACCCAGUCAGCGUGGAAACAAUCCGCUCAGAGUGUGAUGCCCCUGCGACAGAGGAUCGGAGACCCCGCCCUGAACACUUUCAGCUCUCAGAGGGACAUCAUGAACCGCUCAGACUCUGACUCCGCCCUCCCGCAGUCUCACAGCGACCCCCGAGGUCAGCACAGCUCAAAGUCCUUCCUCCUGACGUCCAGGCUCCACCCACUGCAGGACCCGGGCUCCAGGCUGGGUAUGGGAGGUGGAGGAGGAGGUCUAGAGAAGAGCUCCAGCCUCGGGGAGCUGAGGGGCAUCUCUGCUUCCGUCCUCGCCUCCGCCUGCUCCACUCGCUCCCUCUGCAUCACAUCGGACGCUACAGACGGAACCGCCGUCUUCUCGUCGUCCACCUCUUCCAGCUCAUCAGGUAGCGCCCGGGGGGCGGGGCUCCAGGUUCCCACCAGAAAGGGCGGCACGGAGGAAGACGCCGGCGAGGAUAGCGAGUCGUCCGGCAGCCGAAGGAGAAACGCCUUUAACAAGCUCUUCAAGAAGAAACAUGGACGUUACUGAGCAUCACGCCAGGAACCCAAACGCUUUACGCUGCCGCUGGUUUCCCUUGUUUGAUCGUGUCUCUGCAUGACAGCGAAGAUCAGACCUUACAUACCACCAAAGAAAAGACGAGGAGGAGCCGAAACAGGGACGACCAGACCAACCAUCAGCCCCAGUCCAGCAAACUAACACCAACAUCGGCUCCCAGAGUAUUUAAAUGCUGUUGUAGUGGUACUUUUACUGCAGUGAAGGACUUCACUGCAGGAACUGCAUCCUGUGUAAAAAGCUGUUUGUGAGUUGAUGACAUUAUUGUCAUGUUUUCACGAUGUUACCAAAGAAAUAUCACGGUUUUGUUUUUUCCUCUGAAAGUGCCUCAGAAGUCCAAAAUCUGCUGUGAGGCAGACUGUGGUUUGUGAUGAAGAUGCCCCAGAGCACUGCAGUGACUGAGCCUCACCUGUACGGAGGCCUGAAGCUGCCAGACUAAACAGAGUCAUGUAAACAGCUCAGUGAAUAGAAUAUUUCUGCCUUUAAAUGUACCAAAAAUAAUAAAUGUUGUGGUCUUAAAGGA